AUGUUGAAUAAUGAUAAUAAAGAAGUAACAACUAUUAUUAAUUUUGAUAAUGAUUGGCGUUAUAUUCGUUUAUCAAAUACAUCUUCAUAUGAUAAUGAAUUUAUUUUAUUUUCAUAUAAUGACCAAGAUUGGACAAAUAUUCAAUUACCACAUUAUGAUAAUAGUAAAUCACAAAAAUUUACUUCAAUAUGUGUUUCAUAUUGGUAUAGAAAACGAUUUAGUUUAAAAGAAAUAUUUGAUAAAGAUCAAUAUGUUUAUUUACAUUUCGAAUUCAUGUCUAAAAAUAAUAAACAAGAUAAUAAUGAAUUAGAUAUAAAGAUACCUGCUAUUACAAUAUGGUUAAAUGAAAAUAAAAUUUUUUCUGAUACAUUAUCACAGCCAAUUAGCCUAACGAAAUAUUUAAAACAUGAUCAAGAAAAUGUACUUGUUAUUUAUUCUAAACAUGGAUAUCGACUUUGUUUACAUGCUCGUUUACUUUUACAACGUCAUUUAUCUGGUCAAGUUGAUCUGGAUGAACCUGAGGAAAAUAUAACAAAAAAAGAGCAAAGAAAAACACUUCAUUAUAUGGCAAGUUUUGAUGAUUCCGAUGGACUUAUUGCUGUUUUUAUUAAUUCAUUAACGAAAUACGUUGACGACAAUAAUAUUGAUAUUGAAGAUCAUAAACAUCCAAAUUCUCAUGAUACAAAUAAAAAAUUAAAUAACAUUGAAGAUGUGGAAAUGGCACCUAUAUUAAAUGAUCCAAUACCUCGUCUUGCUAUUUUAAUGCUUAUUGUUGGUACACGUGGUGAUGUUCAACCAUUUAUUGCUCUUGCUAAAGCACUUCUUGCAUAUGGUCAUCGAGUUCGUCUUGCAACACAU
Messenger RNA from Rotaria sp. Silwood2, 858 nucleotides. The record is from the annotation of a GenBank genome assembly. Lineage: Eukaryota; Metazoa; Rotifera; Eurotatoria; Philodinida; Philodinidae.